Nicotiana tabacum (common tobacco) is the source of this 558-nucleotide messenger RNA. Its product is annotated as VQ motif-containing protein 11-like. The record is from RefSeq and is a predicted model, not a curated record. NCBI's taxonomy places the organism in Eukaryota, Viridiplantae, Streptophyta, Magnoliopsida, Solanales, Solanaceae.
AUGGCAUCUUCUUGCCAUAUACCACCACAUGAUCAAAACAACAACCAGUUACACAAUGUGAAUAACAUCUCAUCUUGUUCUUCUCCAUCUAAUAAUAUUAGUAGUAAUUUAGACUCCAAUUUUACCACUUUUGUCCAAGCUGACCCCUCCAACUUCCGUUCUGUAGUCCAAAAACUCACCGGUGCAGCAUCAGCUUCCCGUCAUCCCGUCGUCGGAAAAUCCAACUCUGGCGAGAAAGGUCCUCGGCGUUCGACUUUCAAGUUACACGAAAGAAGGCAUAGUGAAAGAAAGCUUGAAAAUAUUCUCACUGGUAAAAUUUUGUCACCUCCUUUUAAUAGGCAAAUGGUACUUAUGGCUUCUCCAGUGUCACCUCUGGAAAUGCUGACACGUGGAAGUCCGAAAUCACCAAUGGAGGAAUUAGAAGAAAGAGCUAUUGCUGAGAAAGGAUUUUAUUUACAUCCAAGUCCACUUAGUACCCCUAGAGGCAUUGAGCCACCUGAACUCUUGCCUUUGUUUCCACUUCAGUCUCCUACAGCUAAACAUCAUUCUUCUUCUUAA